Molecule: messenger RNA, 1106 nt
Organism: Rhododendron vialii
Lineage: Eukaryota; Viridiplantae; Streptophyta; Magnoliopsida; Ericales; Ericaceae
Product: small ribosomal subunit protein uS8my-like
Exons: 4
Coding region: 445-834 (129 amino acids)
Biological process (GO): translation
Cellular component (GO): ribosome; cytosolic small ribosomal subunit
Molecular function (GO): structural constituent of ribosome
Source: RefSeq, a predicted model, not a curated record
UCUCCACCAGCAGCUUCCGUUCUUGUCUGCUACUACCCACUGCUGCGUGUCUCUCUCACAACCAGCCAUGGAAAAAACAGGUGUAGCUCCUUUUCUCUCCUCCUCCUCCUCCUCUCUCUCUCUCUCUCUCUCUCUCUCUCGCGCGCGCGCGCCUUCCCUCUGAUCAAGACAAGGUUGUGAAUCUCAGUCACAAUCCGUGCAGAACUAGUACCGGCCGGAAUAUCCGGUAGCUCGAUCUCGUCUGAAAUCGGCCGGAAUCACCGGUACUCGCCGGUAUCAGAGCCGGAACGGUAUUUGAGGGAUAACUUACCGAUUUUACACAAAUCCGGUACGUACCGGCCGGGUGUUUGCAAGUGAGUUCUGAAAAUCAAAAUUGAAAGUCGAAGAAACGCUUCGAAAGCCUCUGGGCAUCACAGUCAACGAAGGGGUUAGCGGAAGGAAGAAAUGGGAAGGAGGAUACUGAACAACGCGUUGAGCACGAUUGCGAACGCCGAGAAGAGAGGGUUUGCCACUGCUCAACUCAAACCCAUUUCCAACGUCAUGGCCGCUUUCCUCAACAUUAUGAAAUACCGAGGUUACAUUAAAGAUUUCCAAGUACAUGAUCCUCACCGAGUUGGGAAGAUAACUGUGGAACUGCAAGGAAGGAUCAAGGAUUGCCGGGCUCUCAUGUAUAGGCAGGACAUUAAGGCCCAAGAUAUUGAGAAGUACAGAUUCAAUAAGCUUCCAACACAUCAGUGGGGCUAUGUCGUGAUUACAACACCAAAUGGAGUUUUGGAUCAUGAAGAGGCAAUCCGACAAAAUGUGGGUGGUCAGGUUUUGGGGUAUUUCUAUUGAGUAUUUGUUGGAUAUAUUUAGCAGGUGGCAAAGAAGGAGCUUUGUUUUCCUUGCCUUUUGCUUUGUACAAGAGUGUACUCCCCUUUCCAGCAGUGGGACAAUUCAUUAUAAGACUCAAAACUUCUCUUGCUAUACCUCCUAGGGUUCAAUUCCUAAGGAUUGUUUUCAUAUGCGGACACGGUGUUGAUUCAAGUUUCAUUCAUCCUUUAUGUUGAGUCUGUUUAGGUAUGACACAAGAUGUUUGGUUCUUGAAUAAAUCUAUGGUUUUGACA